This is a messenger RNA of Pochonia chlamydosporia 170, 1308 nucleotides long. Its product is annotated as monocarboxylate permease-like protein. Gene Ontology annotation, molecular function: transmembrane transporter activity. Gene Ontology annotation, cellular component: fungal-type vacuole membrane. The record is from RefSeq and is a predicted model, not a curated record. Gene Ontology annotation, biological process: transmembrane transport. The coding region runs from base 1 to 1308 and encodes 435 amino acids. The transcript is spliced from 2 exons. Lineage: Eukaryota; Fungi; Ascomycota; Sordariomycetes; Hypocreales; Clavicipitaceae.
AUGGAUGCUUCUGCACCCUCAAACUUCUGCGAAACCACCGAGCCACCCAAUUCGGAAAAAUCCACUAAUGGCCCCAAUUCGAUAUUGCAGAAAGCUGAGGAUAAUGACUUGAGUGACUUCCCAGACGGCGGCACCAGAGCGUGGCUCGUUGCUGCUGGAGCGUCCGGAGCAUUCUUCUGCACACUUGGGUACACCAAUGUGUUUGGCAUAUUCCAAGCAUACUACAUGAUCAAUCAACUUCCCGAUGAAGGAGCCUCUAAGAUCGCAUGGAUCGGCUCGGUUCAAGCCUUCCUCAUUUUUGCUACGGGAGCAAUUGGGGGUCCGUUAUUUGAUCGAUAUGGUGCCUGGAUAUUGCGCCCUGCAGCUCUGUUGUACAUUUUUGGUGUAAUGAUGACGAGUAUUUGCAAAAAGUACUGGCAGUUUAUGCUCGCUCAAGGAGUACUAACCGGGCUGGCCAAUGGCCUAGUCAUGUUCCCUGCUUUGGCUGCUGUUCCUCAGUGGUUCGACAAGAAUAGAGGUGCUGCAAUGGGACUAUCCAUCGCCGGAUCAUCACUCGGAGCCGUAGUCUUUCCAAUAAUGCUGUCUAAUCUACUCACCAAGACAGAUCUCGGCUUCGGCUGGUCUGUCCGCAUCACAGGGUUCGUCAUGCUGCCCGUAUUGGUGUUCAGUGCCGUGGCUGUUCGAUCCAGACUGCCGCCGAGAAAGACGAGAUUCUUCUUGUGGUACUCGUUCACAAACACCAUGUACGUGUUGCUCGUUGCGGCUAUAUUCUUUGCCAUGAUCGGCAUGUUCGUGCCUCUCUUUCUGAUACCGGCCUACGCCAUAUCAAAGGGAAUGAACGAAACUCUGGCCAACUAUCUUGUCGCUGUGGUCAAUGGUGCCUCCAUUUUCGGCCGAGUCAUCCCUGGUGUUUUGGGCGACAAGUUUGGCCGUGUAAACACGCUCAUCGGCGCAGCGGCAGCCACCGCCAUUCUCAUCUUUUGCUGGCCCAGGGUCGAGUCCAACGCUGCCAUCAUUGUGUUUUCGGCCGUCUUCGGCUUCGCAUCUGGCGCCAUCAUUUCGGGCGGCUCCGUCGCCGUGACCCUAUGUGCGGAUCAUCCAAAGAACAUCGGCACAUACAUGGGUGUUGGCAUGGCACUAGCGUCCUUUUCCGCACUCGUGGGGCCGCCAGUCUCUGGAAGCAUGGUAGAUCGAUACAAGGGCUUUCACGAGUUAUCAUACUUCAGUGGUGCCAUGACAUUAUUCGGUGCCGUGCUAGCGGUUGUGGCAAAGCUUGUGUCUCCCGUAGGUCUCUUUGGAAGAACUUGA